AUGGAUGAAACAAUGAUUCUUAUGAAACAAAAAUUUUACGAAUCAAUUGAAAAACGUGAGUACAAAAAUAAUAGUGCUAUUUUAUCUAGUGAAAAAUAUUUAAAUUUGAUAUCUGACGUCAAAAAUAUGAAAAUUAAAAAAACUCAAACCCGUGAUUAUUGGCUUGCGAAACAUUAUGAUAUUUUUUGUUUAUUUGGUGCCCCCGCUUCUCUUCAAUCUGACAAUGGUAGGGAAUUUUGUAAUGAACUAAUUAAUUCAUUGCGUGAGAUGUGGCCUGAUUUAAAUAUCGUUCACGGGAAACCACGGCAUAGUCAGUCGCAGGGCAGUGUUGAACGAGAAAAUCAAGAUAUUGAAAACAUAUUGACAACUUGGAUGCAAGAUAAUAACACCAAUAAAUGGAGUGAAGGACUCAGAUUCGUUCAAUUUAUGAAAAAUAAAGCCUAUCAUUCUGGAAUUAAACGAAGCCCAUACAAUGCGAUGUUUGGAACUGACCCUAAAACUGGCCUAACAUCAAGUAUAUUGCCACACACUAUAUUACAAGAAAUACCAUCAACCGAAAAUAGAAAACCCAAACAAACAGAAGAACGACUAAAUGCAAGAGACAACUUAGAAAUACAAGCGAAAAAAAUGAAGAAUUUAUCAAAUGCUAAAUUUCCAGAAGCAAAAGAAGGUUCAACAGUUCAACUUAAAAUUCCUGAUGUUGAUAGAGGGAGGGGAGAUCCUCGAUCGGUAAUUGCUGUGGUUCUCAAAAUUACUGAAGACGGGUUCUAUCAACUUGGAUGUAAAAGUGGUAUUUUAAAACAGCUAUAUGCACGUUCCCAAUUUACUACGUGUUCAGAAAACCUUAUAUCAUUAAGCGAUAUACCUCAAGAAAAACAAAUUUCUCUACGAUCUGCAGCUACAGAACAAUCAAUUGGAAAUGGACAAGGUUUUUUUAAAUGUACUUGUAUCACUAAAUGCACCAUUAAUCGAUGUAUAUGCCGUAAAAAUGGUGUUUUGUGCAAUUCAAAAUGUCACCAAAAUCAAUCGUGUACUAAUUUUGACAAAUAG
Macrosiphum euphorbiae (potato aphid) is the source of this 1050-nucleotide messenger RNA. Lineage: Eukaryota; Metazoa; Arthropoda; Insecta; Hemiptera; Aphididae. The record is from the annotation of a GenBank genome assembly.